Molecule: messenger RNA, 665 nt
Organism: Branchiostoma belcheri (Belcher's lancelet)
Lineage: Eukaryota; Metazoa; Chordata; Leptocardii; Amphioxiformes; Branchiostomatidae
Exons: 4
Coding region: 99-584 (161 amino acids)
Source: RefSeq, a predicted model, not a curated record
UCACCACAUGCGUACUGCAGAGUGAGCUAGCGUUCCCCCACAGGACCAGACUACUCUGAUCUAGGACCGUGCCGAGGUUGUGGAUUUGUCGUGCGACCAUGAAGUCACUCGUGGUUUUUGUCUUGAGUUUGUUGGCUGUGGCGCUGGCCCAAACUCCCAACCCGCCCAACUUUGCGGUCAAAGAAGAAAACGGGAAAUGCUUGUGGUCGAUCGCUACUGACAAACCAACAGGCGGCUGCACCAAGACAAACCAGCCAGGACCGCUCAUGAAGGACAUCAAAACGGCGACCGCCGGGGAGACGGCCAGACUGGCCAAGAUGACCUCUCAGAUACCGCUGGACAAAGCCGUCAUCCAGAACAGAAUCACCAUGACGGAAGUGGCACGACUGACUCUGGAGUCACAAGUGACGGUGAUGGAGAGUCAGCUUAACGCGCUGGAGAAGGAGAACAAGGCUCUAAACCUGAGGCUGAACGGGGACCCCGCCGACCCCAAGAAAAUCGGAAUAGCGAAAGCCAUUCAGAAUUACGGCCUACUGGUGGAUAAGUUGGCUACAGCAACGGAUACACUUCUGAAGAAACCAUAGGACCGUACAACCUCUGAAACUACUGCAUUUAUCCGGCUUGUGCCGAGUGCCAUCUAAUAAUAUGGCCAUGUAAUAGAAGUA